AUGUGUUCGCGAACGAAUGCACAAAUCGCGGAGCUGCGCAACGUUUACCAACAGAUAUACGGGAGAAGUCUGGAGAAUGAUUUGAUCAGUGAAACGAGCGGCCAUUUCAAACGCCUGCUCGUAUCGUUGUGCGCUGGCGGGCGCGAUGAGAGCAUGCAGAUCGAUCCGCUUCGGGCUAAUCAAGCAAGUUCUAUUUCUUUUUUUGCUAAUAGUGCUUGCCUGACGAGUGCUCUCUGUCCAUUUGAACCUGUACUAGCACUGGCACUUCCUUCAGGUAAAACGGGGUUUAGCUCCUGA
Gongylonema pulchrum is the source of this 297-nucleotide messenger RNA. The record is from the annotation of a GenBank genome assembly. Lineage: Eukaryota; Metazoa; Nematoda; Chromadorea; Rhabditida; Gongylonematidae.